AUGGCCUCAGCCGGCGGUGGUCUGACACGCCGACGGGGAGGCGGCCGAGUCGGCGGAGAAGAAAGCGCUGAUGGGAGUCGAGUCUCCUCCCCGGUGCCUAGGAAUGGAUCUGCAUACGACAGUCGAGUCCCUGAGACAUCUUACGCCGACGGCGAGAAUGGACACAAGAUCGCUUUCGACCCCAGGGACAUCAGCGAGAACGAGGAGAGGACCAAGCAGCCCAAGCUGACCCUCAUGGAAGAAGUGCUGCUUUUGGGGCUGAAGGACAAACAAGGGUACCUGUCGUUCUGGAAUGAAAACAUUUCCUACGCUUUGCGUGGCUGCAUUGUCAUAGAACUUGCUUUCCGCGGCCGUAUAAGCAUGCAAAAGGAUUCUUCACGGAGGCGAUUCCCUCUCGCCGAUCGCAUUAUCGAGGUGGUUGACGACACGCUUACCGGUGAGGUCUUGCUGGACGAGGCACUCAAGAUGAUGAAAUCGAGCGAGAAAAUGAGCGUGAGCUCCUGGAUUGAUCUGAUGAGUGGCGAGACCUGGAACUUGAUGAAGAUCGGCUAUCAAUUGAAGCAAGUACGCGAGCGAACCAUGAAGGGCCUUGUAGACAAAGGAGUCCUUCGUACCGAAAAGCGCAACUUCCUCAUUUUCGACAUGGCUACUCACCCUGUUGCCGAUUCGGGCGCCAAAGAGGAACUUUACAAGCGGGUUCGGAAUGUAUGCAGCAACCGCACCGUGAUGCUGAAUCCCAAUCCAUGGCUCCCGGAAGACGUCGAAUUCCGAUACCUACGCACAAUUACCAUGGUGUGCGCCGCGUAUGCUGCAAAUGUGCUUGAAAAUGCACUGACUACCAUGAGCCACGAAUCUCGAGAACGGGGGUUUGCUCAGGUGGACGAAUUACUGGCCGAAUACUCACAGUGGCCAUUUGGCCGGAGAGCCGGCGCUGGGCAAGCUAUUGGUGCAAACCUUGCCCAGGCAGUUAAUGACGAAGUCAACAGUGGCAAGGAUCGGGAACUCCAGCUAGAGGUAUAUCUAUAUUUUAUGACUUGGUUUUUAAGGCGUCUUUUUGCUAACUAUUCUAGAUCAUCGCCGCGUGUUUAA
Talaromyces proteolyticus is the source of this 1089-nucleotide messenger RNA. Its product is annotated as Golgi phosphoprotein 3-domain-containing protein. Gene Ontology annotation, biological process: Golgi organization; Golgi to plasma membrane protein transport; retrograde vesicle-mediated transport, Golgi to endoplasmic reticulum. The transcript is spliced from 3 exons. Gene Ontology annotation, cellular component: Golgi cisterna; trans-Golgi network; cytosol. NCBI's taxonomy places the organism in Eukaryota, Fungi, Ascomycota, Eurotiomycetes, Eurotiales, Trichocomaceae. The record is from RefSeq and is a predicted model, not a curated record. Bases 1 to 1089 code for a protein of 362 amino acids. Gene Ontology annotation, molecular function: phosphatidylinositol-4-phosphate binding.